Molecule: messenger RNA, 1496 nt
Organism: Puntigrus tetrazona (Sumatra barb)
Lineage: Eukaryota; Metazoa; Chordata; Actinopteri; Cypriniformes; Cyprinidae
Gene: npb
Product: neuropeptide B
Exons: 2
Coding region: 43-579 (178 amino acids)
Biological process (GO): G protein-coupled receptor signaling pathway; feeding behavior
Molecular function (GO): G protein-coupled receptor binding
Source: RefSeq, a predicted model, not a curated record
AAACGCGCAAAGACGCGCGAAUCGAUCCUAUUGGCCGGAAACAUGAAUCAUCUAGCGGGGAAUGACGAACGAGAUCACGACUCCGAGGGGUAUAUAUAUAAACUCCAGAUGUGCAGAACAUCAAUCCAAAAGCUACGAGGCACCACAGAUCGCAAAGCACGCGUUUGGGUCCAGUGCGCAAUGGAGAGGUCCGUCAGAUCCGUGCUCGUGUUCGUGGCCGUUUCCAUCCUCAUCUCCAGCCAUCCCACAGACGCCUGGUACAAGCAGUCCACCGGGCCGAGCUACUAUUCCGUCGGGAGAGCCUCGGGUUUGCUGUCCGGGAUCCGGAGGUCGCCGUACGUGCGCAGAUCUGAGACGGAAUCGGCGCUGGACAGCAGCGAGACCCCCGGCGUCUCCAACAGCGUGAUGCCCGACUUCAGCAGCAGACCAACUCCGGUUCUUAAAAACAUGGCCAUCUGCGUAAAGGACAUUUCUCCAAACCUACAGAGCUGCGAGCUGGUCCAGGACGGUUCGAGCACGUUUCGGUGCAAAGCAGACGUGUUUCUCUCGCUCGACUCGCUGGACUGCUUCUCCUCCUGAGCGGAACCCGUCUCUCUCCUUCCCCCGACCCGAAGUCUCUUCCAUUUCAGGAGCGUUUACAGCCAAGGCAGCGAGGCGCGCUGUUGACAUUGAAUGUUUACUUGAUUUACAACCGGGGAUGUUCGGCGCUGCCCAACGAAGACAUGCUUUCCUGCAAAGUUUAGUUAUGCGCCGUGAUAAUCGUUUUCAUUUCGACCGAUAAAUCGCUGACUUCACGGUAAUUCCAUUCGCGGAAAGCGAAAGUUCGAAGACGUUCGAAUCGUUAGCCGCCAAAUGGCGGGAAAAAAAAAAAAAGUGAAGUAAACUAUUUGCGCUACAAACUAGUGCGUUUAUAAUUACAGACACAGCGUUCGAAUAAUAUGAAAAUAAACACGUUUGCGACACAAAGAAGCAUAACGAGCCGCUAAAAACAAUCGUAAAAUAUUAAAAUAUUUAAGUUCAAUAUUAGCCACGCCCACUCUCAAAAGAGUUAAAAAUCAAGUUGGACACGUUUCGUCAUACACAGAAAUCUCUUAUUCUUUUUAAAGUGAAAUUUGGUAAUGAAACGUAGCUACGGUUUCGCAUAAAGCAAAGCGAAGUCAAACCGAAUUCGGGUCACUCCCAGUGUGAACGCACUCGGCGUCGGCUAUAUUUUGCAGGAAAACAGAUCUCGGAGAGCAGUUUUGAGCACCCCCUGGUUCACACGAUGUGAAGUUCGCUGCUUUAAAUUUGUAAAUGGAAAAAUACGAAACCCACAGACACAAAACGGAGAGGUGUUUUCUGUUCGAUCUGUCCUCCUCUGACCCCCCCCAUAUCCCCCCGUCUCCUGUACCUACUCCCAGAUGUAUUAAACGUUCAUAAAAAGAGUUCGCUGUCACGAGCAAAAACUUUCAAAGAUGUUUUCUUUAUUUUAUUAAACUUGAAAGAUAUACCGUUCA